This is a messenger RNA of Mya arenaria, 8704 nucleotides long. Its product is annotated as polyamine-transporting ATPase 13A3-like. Gene Ontology annotation, molecular function: ATP hydrolysis activity; ATPase-coupled monoatomic cation transmembrane transporter activity; ATP binding. The record is from RefSeq and is a predicted model, not a curated record. NCBI's taxonomy places the organism in Eukaryota, Metazoa, Mollusca, Bivalvia, Myida, Myidae. The coding region runs from base 79 to 3996 and encodes 1305 amino acids. The transcript has 31 exons. Gene Ontology annotation, biological process: polyamine transmembrane transport; intracellular calcium ion homeostasis. Gene Ontology annotation, cellular component: membrane.
AUAUGAUUGACCCAUAUUAGGGCAACACGUGCAUAUUUUGUUUUGAUCAAGUUAAAGAACUAGUAAUCUUUAAAUAAAAUGGCUGCAGACACAGAUCUGAAGCGUCAGAGACCCCGUAAUGUGAAGUUUGCGGCUGGACCUCCCCCUGUGGACCCCAUGAAGAGUUACAUCAACACCGGAGAUGAGGAUCAGAUGGAAGUGGAGUGCUUCACUGUGUCCCGGUUGAGACAAUAUCUCGUGUAUUGCGCAAUAUUUGGGACUGUAGGGCUGCUCCGGCUGCUGUUUCAUUGGCUGCCUCACUGGUACAUCCGGGCAACACACAGGAAGUGCAGCAUUGCAGAGGCAACUCAUCUCCUGUUGAAGGAUCAAUAUGAACAGUGGUUUGUUGCUAAGGUACAGACUAUCACCAAGGAUGGAACCAGAGUGACAGUGUUGAAGCCAUCAGCAUCGUUCACACUGUCAGGAGCGUCAAAACGUAAACGAGCCCAGUUGCUUCUCAAUACAGGACAGAAAGAUGAGAACUUGAUUCGCUACUUUGAGAUCAAACGUGUGAAAUAUAUCUGGAAUUCUGAUGAGGAUCGGUACCAGAAACUUAGAGGUCUGGAGGCCAACAGUACAUGUUCAUACUUACACGAGGCGCGAGGUCUGACCUUCGAACACCAAAGGAAAAGGCGAGUCCUGUAUAGCAGUAACGCUAUUGAUGUCCAUGUAUCCCCCGUCAUAUCUCUUCUGUUUAAAGAGGCCCUGACCCCGUUCUACGUGUUUCAAGUAUUCAGUGUGUGUGUAUGGUACUUUGAUGAGUAUUACUACUACGCCACCUGUAUCAUCUUCAUUUCCAUCAUCUCACUUACUACGAGCAUCUACCAGACGAGAAAGAUUGAGCGAGCAUUGAGAAACACUAUCCAGACAUCAACAGUGGUGACAGUAUGCAGGGGAGACGAUGUGUACCAGGAUAUUCCAUCAGAAGACUUAGUGCCAGGUGACGUAAUAGAAAUCCCACAUCAUGGCACGGUGAUGCAGUGUGAUGCUGCGCUUAUCAGCGGAAACUGUAUCGUUAACGAGAGCAUGCUCACAGGUGAAAGUGUUCCAGUGACAAAAACUCCACUACCAGACUCAAAGCGGGAACAUGAUGUGAAGUACUGUCUGAAGGAACAUGCCCGACACACGCUGUUCUGUGGAACACAGGUCAUACAGACCCGUUACUAUGGCAACCAAAAAGUCAGGGCUGUUAUCCUAAGGACAGGUUUCCUGACCUCCAAGGGUGAACUGGUGCGGUCGAUUCUCUACCCAAAGCCGGUGGACUUCAAAUUCAACAAGGACACAUACCUGUUUGUGGCUGUGCUAUUCCUUAUAGCUGCUAUUGGGCUGAUUUAUACAGUGGUGCUAAAGAUUAAGCUAGGUCAUCCAGUAGAGCAGAUAAUCAAGCGAUCAUUGGAUGUUAUAACGAUCGCCGUACCACCCGCCCUACCUGCAGCCUUGACUGUUGGAAUUGUGUUUGCUCAGUCAAGGAUGAAGAAACAGAAAAUAUUCUGUAUCUCUCCACGCAGUAUCAACAUCUGUGGCAGUAUCAACGCUGUUUGCUUUGACAAGACUGGGACGCUGACUGGAGAUGGUCUAAACAUGCAGGGAGUGGUGCCCUCUGCUGGUGGCAGGUUCAAUGAGGAGGUAACAGACAUGAGCCAGCUGGAAAAGUCGCGCAUUGUUGAUGCCAUGGCAACCUGUCACUCUUUGACCUUGAUUGAAGGUCAUCUCAAUGGUGAUCCUCUAGACCUUAUCAUGUUCCACUCCAUUAACUGGGUGUUGGAGGAAGCAGGAGAGGAGAACAGCAGGUUUGACAUGCUCGUACCGACCAUUGUAUAUCCCAGGUCUGCCAUGGACAAUCUGUCGUCUUCGGAUGAUUCAGUUGAUCCACCAUCACACGAGAUUGGCAUUGUUCGCCAGUUGACCUUUACGUCCAAUCUUCAGCGUAUGUCUGUCAUUGUUCGACGUUCGCAGGGCACACAGUUUGAGGUGUACAGUAAGGGAUCACCGGAGGUCAUCUCCUCCCUAUGUAAAUCUGAAACAGUUCCGGAGGAUUUCCACAAAAUGCUCAGGUCCUAUACACAGCAUGGUUAUCGUGUACUAGCACUCGCCUGGAAACAUCUGCCCAACAAAUACAACUAUGUCAAGGUCCAGCGAGUGCAGAGGGACAAAGUUGAGUGUGACUUGACAUUUCUUGGUCUCCUAGUGAUGGAAAACAAGUUGAAACCAGAGACAACGCCAGUCAUACAGCAACUGCAGGAUGCCAAUAUCAAAACUGUCAUGGUCACAGGAGACAACAUGCUGACAGCACUGAGUGUUGCCCAUGACUGUAAGAUGGUGCUAUCAUCAGAGAAAGUGGUGCUAGUGGAGGCAGAGCUAGUUGAUACUGCCGAGGGCCUGGAACCACAGUGCAGGUUUCUUGGGGAGAAGGUGCCGGGAUUGGAACAGCCGCUAGAGAAGGGAAGAACCAUAUCUGAUAUCCAGAUAUGUGUGGACGAGGACAGUUCCACCGUCCGGUUUGCCACGACGGGUCGAUCCUGGCAGGUGCUUCGACAGUUCUUCCCUGAUAUACUCUCCAAGGUGCUAGUACGAGGUGUGGUGUUUGCACGGAUGUCUCCCGAACAGAAGGCCCAGCUGGUUGAAGGACUGCAGGAGCUCGGCUAUUAUGUAGCCAUGUGUGGUGAUGGUGCUAAUGACUGUGGUGCUCUCAAAAUGGCUCAUACCGGUAUUUCACUCUCAGAGGCUGAGGCUUCAGUGGCCUCCCCCUUCACAUCAAAAGAUCCCAACAUCACAUGUGUGCCCACUGUAAUAAGAGAAGGCCGUGCUGCACUAGUGACAAGUUUUGGCAUCUUCAAGUAUAUGGCCUGUUACAGCCUAACACAGUUUGUGUCCGUCCUUAUUCUUUACCAUGUUGACUCAAACCUCACAGAUUUUGAGUUCCUGUACAUCGACCUUGCACUGCUGACCACACUCAGUGUAACUUACGGGCGGACGGAAGCGUACCCAUCACUUGUUAAAGAGCCGCCACAACUCAGUCUGACCAGCUUCUCGCCGAUAUGUUCCAUCAUCCUCCAGAUGGCUGUACAGAUUUCUGCACAAGUGUUCAGCUUCCUCUACAUUCAAAAACAACCUUGGUUUGAGCCCCAUGUGUCUGAGGAAGAGUACGACUUCAUGUGUUACGAGAAUGCAGCCGUGUUCAGUGUCUCAAUGUUCCAGUACAUCAUUCUUGCCGUCGCUUUCUCCAAGGGCGCCCCCUACAGGAAGGCUAUCUACACUAACUACCUGUUCAUGUUGAACCUGCUGGUGUGUUUUGCCUUCAGCUCCUGGCUGGCUGUCUACCCUCUGGAUUGGAUGCAAGACUUCUUUGAGCUACAAAGUCCACCCAGUGUAACGUUCAGACUGAUAUUCUUUGGAUUGGCCACAGUCAACUGUCUUCUUUCUGUUAUAUUUGAGGCAUUCCUGUUGGACCAUGAAAUAUUCAGGAGAAAGUUCCGGCAGUUAAGAGAGAAAUGUUUUCCGAGUCUCAAGUAUGAAUACAGCCACAUUGAAGAUGAGAUCAUCUCAACACCUAACUGGCCGCCGGUUGGCAAGGAUCCCAUCAUUGCCAAUUAUAGAAAUGAUACCAACAUGGCUGAGACCAGUGCAGAAGAGACUGAAGCGAUGUUGCCAAAGAUCGGGAGCAAAAAUAUGUGUAACAGCUCAACUAUCUUGUCAUCUGCUUCGGGAUAUACCCCAAGGACAUCAUUGUCAGAUCAGCCAUAUGUCUCCAUGAGCUCUGUUGCAACAGUUUCUUCUGACUUUCCUGUUAGUCCAAAUAAUGCAGAUGGGGAUGAUGCUACUGAUAAUACAUUUUCAUCCUCCAAUUCUUUCAUUGAUGAACAAAUUAAGGAACAAACAGCUUCAGUAGACUGUGACACUAUCGUCAGCCUUAAAGGUAUUCCUGAAGAGAUCAAAAAUGAAAACCAGUCUGUUUGAUAUAGGCGUUUUAUCUAGCUUAUUUUUCAAUUAAGAAUUAUGUUUAUAUUUCAAUGCAAGUAUUUUUAGCUUUAAUAAUUUAUUGAAUCACUAUGUAUUUUCCAUUUAGCAUCAUCCAUCUUCACCAUGUGAUAAAAAUAAUGUCACCUUGUAUAUUAGAGGUCUAAAUUCUGUAAUUGAUCAAAUUUAUCAGUCUUUGGCUUUGCUUCUCCGAUAUGUUUUGAAGCUAUUUUUUAUCUUUGACUGAUUGCUCAAGUUUCCUAGUUUACCAUAUACUAGGGGAGCGGUGCUUAAGCUGUUAUCUAUCGAGGGCUCGGCAACAAAACCCCAAUCAACAGUAAAUUAGCUUAGAAUGCCACCAAGGUCCAUGUGGCUGGAAUUUAGCUGUGUCAUGGAAAGCGCUAUUUUGAUUUAGGUUGUUGUAUUGAAAAUUCUGUAUUCAUAUGAAAUGUAAAAAUCAUGUGUAAUUUCAGAGGGCAGGGCUUAAUAUUUCCAGCUCGUUCUAUUGGUCAACUUAUUCUAUUUCAGGAAUCUGAUGAAUUUAUUUAUUUUUAUCUAUAUUGAUACAGAUUGUUGCUUAGUUACGCAGAGGGCUAUUAAGUGGUAUUCUCAAAUAGCACUAUGCCCAUGUAAGUUGCUUCAAAAUGCUUUUGAACAAGAAUCAUAACAGCUCAGCAAACAAGAGAUUUAUUUAUAACCAACUGUGAAAACCCCAUGUACUUGAAUUUGAAUAGAUCUUUUGUUUGCAUUGUCUAUCUGAAAUUUUGAGCUUGUCAACAAUUAAUUUUGCAUAUUAGCAAAAAUAUCUCCAAUAUUUACUUAUUAUAUUAUAUUGUAUUUUAUAUGCCUUUUUAAAAGAAAAAUUUAUAUUUAAGAUUUUAGUGUUAUAUUUUUACUGUUGUAUUAUUAAAAUGCCUUAUUCCAAUCACAUUUACUUGAGUUUAUUAUUUAUUUAUUAACAUUGAUCAAUUAAUGUAUUAAUUUUCAGGUUGAUUAAGGAUAUUUUUAAAAAUGUUAUUAUUUGUUUUUGUUGUAUAUGUUACAUCUUAUACAUGGAGUCGUAUGAAAAAAAAUAUGAUAUGUGAAAAUAAAUUCUGGCCUGGACUCACAUUAUUGAAAUAGGUUGUUAUUAUUAGACACCGAACAGAGAGAAAUCUGUUUGCGUAGGAUGUAAUUAGACUUUGUUUGUUUGUAUUAAUAUGUAUUGGCCUGUGUGUAUUUCUUUGUGAUUGAAUUUUAUUUAUUUUUUAUUUAUCAAGGCAAAUACUUGAAGGUAUUGGAUGUACAGUGGUGUGAUUUUCGCAUACCUGUUGUUCCAAUGUUGUUUUGGUAUUGUUUCAAAGGAUUUUAUGUUUAGUGGGUGUAUAUAUUAAUAAAAUACAGUCAAAACUUGUUGGCUUGAUAUUGCUUGGCUCGAUUUUCUCAUUGGCUCGAACUUGAUGUAAAGAUCAGAUUUAUAUUUACUCUGUGUUAGCAUUCCCACAUGGCUUGAUAUUCACGAGGCUCCAAUUAUUUUGGCCAAUUCCUGUGAUAUAGAGCCAACCGGAUUUGACUGUAAUACUAAAACCAAUAUAACAAACAAGCUUUUUGAAAAUUGCAAAAAGGCCAUAUUCCCAUCCAAUUUCAGUUGGAAUAAUAGAACUUUGAUAACUUCAUAUAUAAUGUAUGUUCAGUGACAUUUAUGGUACAUUUUAAAAAUCAAUGGAUACCCUUUAAAAUGAUAUCCAAAUUAUAUGGGGUCACCAGUGACUCAAAGAUAGGACUAGCUUUUUUGUACAUGUGAUAUCUUAAGUGGUAAAUUUAUAUUAUAAGCCAUUCACUUGUUUUGUUAAGUGUAGCUACAUUUCACUAUUUAUUUUGUUAUUCCUUAUUAUAUAUUUCAGCAUUUUAUUAAUAUCUGCUUUCAGGUUAUUUAUAGAGAUUUAUCAGUGAAAUGAUAUUUUCACUGUUUUGAAAUUUUUGCCCGCUCUUAAUUCCAAAUCGAGCGCACAGGGCUGGGGCACAAUUUUAACGACCUCACUUUGGAAAUGGUUUUAUGUGCGCGUACAAAAUAGCCCGUUUUUCUAAAAUUAUGACUUUUAACUCCAAUUUUAGACAUACAAUGAAUUGAAAAAUUAUUCUUUUUAAGAUAGCAAUAUAUUUCACUGGGUGAAAACCAUAAGUGAAUAUAUCUUUUGGUUCUCACUCGGUGAAAUAUAUCACAAUCUUACAUUGAAACAAACUGUUAUCCUCAAUAUAUUAUAGCAUUCACUUGUAACAAAGAGUUCACAGCUAAAGCUGCUAAUUAUCUCACAUAUAUUUAUAUAUAUUCCUAUAUAUAUAUAUAUAUAUAUAUAUAUAUAUAUAUAUAUCCAGCAUUCAUUUGUAUCGGUAACAUGUAUUUCACAGCUAAAGCUGCCAAGCUUCUUACAUGAAUUGAUUUCAGCAUAAUUUAUGUUUAUUCUCUUGUAGAACUGUCCAUACCUUUAUGUAUAUUAUGUAUAAUGUAACAUGUGCGGGGUACAAUUGCAUGUAAUUUGUAAUUUUCAUUAGAACUAUUCCAUUGUCUUUCAACUGCAUUUUAAAACAAGAACGCAUAAUAAUUGUAUAAAAUGCACAAGAAAAGUACUUAUAAUAUAUACAGUUUUGCUUCAUUCUUAUAUAUAUAUAUAUUUAUAUAUAUGUAUGUAGCUUUUAUGUAUUAUGAUUCUUUUUUUCAAAACAGCGAUUGUGUAGGGGGUUUAUAACAUCUUCAGUGACAGCUGUAGGUAUAAUGCUGCAGAUUGCUUGCCUGCUCAACUGAUUUCAUAAUAUGUGAGGUGCAACGACCCUACCUCAAAGUUCAAGGUCACUCUUAGAGUUUUAUGAUUAUGAAACGCACACAGAGUAUAGUUGGUCCCAUUGAGGCUUAUAACAAUGUCAUGUACGAAGGGAUUUAAAAAUAAAUUGUAACAUGUUUUUAGUACAUAAAGGCAAUGUGUAACGUGACCAUUAUACCUCAAACUUCAAGGUCAAAAUUCAAAGUUAAAUCCUUAACGGAAUGCUGCACAUAUGCACAUAGAGUGUAGUUGGUAGUGUCUCGGUGGUAACUUUGUUACACAAGGAGGGAUCUUAAAACUUCUUGGCAUGUGUGUUUGUUACAUAAUGACUACCUCUUACUUCAGCACUACCCUACACUUGAAGUCAACUAUCAUGGGGUCUUCCAUAUGCGUAUAGUUUAUGUGUUCUUGCUGACUAUAGACAUAUUAGUAAUUACAUUAUCCAUUGAACUGGAUGGCAUUUAGCGCCUUGGUCCAUAUACACUUUCGGUGGCUGACUAGCCGGUCCUUAUAAAGUCAUAUGACCCUCAGUGGUGUGUAAUAUUUCUUAAAUAGACUGCAUCAUUAACUGUACCAUCAAAUACGCUUUAUGUGUUUUAGCAAGGAAACUAAAACAAUUUUUUUGCAUGAAUAGAUACUAGAAAUUGUCACAUGUGAUUUUUUAGGUAAUAUUAUGUUAGUUGCUUGAUCUGCAGGGUUGUAUGACUUCAAGGUCAUGAAUACAGUCCAUAUGGCAGAAGACCUAAGUCGGAGUGCGAUAUAACAGAACACAAGCAACGAUAAGUAAUACAAUCCCACAGACUUACAAAGUAUAUUUUUUAUUUCAUGCCUUGAAAAUAUUUUUGAAAUAGAGAAGAUAAAAGCUUUCUGUACAAAAGCAUAUAAAUUCAAUGUUUUAUAUAUAUAAAUUCGAAAAUAUCCUAUAUUUUCUUCUAAUAUUGCUGUAGUAGUUUUAAUAUUCAUACACACAAGGCUACUAUGUGAUUCGGAAUCCAGAACAGUGUGUAAUAUAGUUUUUCUUUUAUUUCAUGCCUGUUAAAGUAUUUUCGAAAUGGAAAUGGUAAUAGUUUUCUGUACAAGAGCAUUUAACUUCAACGAAAAGCUUGCUAUUUCUUUCAUGUAGUGUUGUUUAAGUAGAUUUGCACAGGCCACUAUGUGAUAUGGAAUCUGAAAACACAGUGUGUAAAGUAUUCAUAUUUAAUGUUCAAAACUUCAAAUCAUGCAAUUUUAGACCGAAAUAUAACAGGUAUGAAAUAAAUAUAAUGCUUCAUAAUGAAUUCAUCUUUUAUGAUACAAUAAAUUGCCAAGGUUGUUUGAGGUAUAAUGAUAUGUAUGUAAAUGCUUUUUCUAAGUGGUUGAAAUUACAUGUGUUGUUUAAAAAAAAUGUUGUUUUUAUUGUUACUUUUUGCUUUUCACGUUUGAAGUGAGUGUAUUAAGCAUAAGUUUAAUUCUAUUUCAUACCUUUAAAUAAAAAAUAUGUUAAAAAAAGACUAGUUUUCUAUACAAAGCAUUUAAAAUUGAUAGAAACUUCCUAUUUCUAUUGCAUAUUCAGGUGUGUUUUUUAGCCCAUUCCCCUUUUGAAAAAGUAUAUAUAUUUCCCCUAUGAAGGUUAAAAAAAUCCCCUUUAAAAAGAAUAAUAAUAAUGCUUCAUAAUGAAUUCAUCUUUUAUGAUACAAUAAAUUGCCAAGGUUGUAUGAGGUAUAAUGAUAUGUAUGUAAAUGCUUUUUCGAAAUGGUUGGAAUACCUGUGUUGUUUAAACAAAUUGAUGUUUUAAUGUUUCAGUUUUGCUAUUUAUGUUUGAAAUGGUUGUAUUAUGUUUAACUCUAAUUGUAGAGUGGGCUUUGUAUAUGCAUUUAUAUAAAUUUUUUGUUCUCCAUAUUCAUCCACCGAGGAAGUGGGCAUAUUAAAAU